AUGAAUGCAGAACUAGAUGCCCAGUACUUUGGCAAAUUGCAAUCUACUUCGGCACGAUUACGUAAUUCUGCAGACCGGGGAGGGGUUACGUAAUGCCAGUCGUCUAGCAGUCUUUGCCGCGCUAUAACCGUCUAAAUGCAACAUGUGGUGGAGACGUGAUGUUGGAUAUCACAGCCCCUUCUCGAUGAUAUCCUCAAGGAGGGUACGACAGAGGCUCAAAUGGCAGUUAGUCUGGGCAUGUUGUGUCCUGCUCUAUGGUCUGGUAACGUCCACUCUGCAGUUCCCUGCUGAUGAACAGAUCUCAAAAAUGGAAGUAAGGAACAGCAUUGUCAGCCCCACGACUCUGCCCCUCACGACCGAACCCCCGGCGGGAAUACCGACUCUGAGACCCCGGAGAGUCAACUGCACUCCUCCGGCCAUCGAGCAGUUCCCGAGACCCAUACUGGGUCCUUCCUUCCGCAAACACGGUGGUCUACUGUUCCAUAUCAUAAUAUGUGUUUACUCAUUCGUCGGUCUCGCCAUCGUCUGUGAUGACUACUUCGUCACUUCUUUGGACAGGAUCUGUGAAGAGUUCAAGCUAUCCCCUGACGUGGCUGGAGCAACGUUCAUGGCCGCGGGGUCUUCAGCUCCGGAGCUCGCUACGGUCGUCAUCGGUGUGUUCUUUGCUAAGGAUGACAUCGGAGUGUCUGGAGUGAUCGGGUCGGCAGUGUUCAACAUCAUGUUCGUCAUAUCUGUGUGUGCGCUGUUCGCUGGUACCACUGCCUACCUCAACUGGUGGCCUCUCUGCCGCGACUGCUUCUUCUACGCCAUCAGUAUCCUCAUCAUGCUCUUCGCCAUUUUUGACGAGAAGAUCUCCUGGGGGGAGAGCCUGUUCAUGCUGAUCUGCUACGUGGGCUACUGCGUGGCGUUGUGUUUCAACACGUCACUGGAGGCGUGGGUGCAGACCUGGCCCUACAUCCCCUGCAAGGUAAUCACUGAGCAGGAGCAUCUUGUCACAUACAAGACACUGGACAGCCAAGGACAGACUCAAAACAGUACCAACUACGCGGGCACUGCCCUCAGCCCUACUGCUGACCCGUACAGCAUGGGGGCUCAGCAACCCCAGCAGCAACAGCAGCAGCCGCAGGUCCAGCAACCAGGACAGAACACCCAUGCUCCUGGGAUGGCUCCGAGACCCGAAUAUUACAAAGCGAAGGAACAGGAUCCUGACCAGGUUUCUCCCCUGAUACGACCUGAGAGCGCAGAUCUCAGCAUACAGAUUCAGUGGAGGCUGUGUCUGCCAGUACAUUACAUGUGUGUCAAGACUAUGCCUGAUUGUCGAUCUGAGCAAUAUCGCAACUGGUAUCCAUUCACAUUCCUCAUCUCGAUGAUAUGGAUCUCAUUCUAUUCUUAUAUCAUGGUCUGGAUGAUAACAGUUAUCGGAAGCACCCUGGGUAUCCCGGACACUGUGAUGGGCCUGACGUUUGUAGCAGCUGGAGUCAGUGUUCCAGACGCACUAUCCAGUCUUGCGGUCGUUAAGGAAGGGUACGGAGACAUGGCAGUGUCCAACGCUGUGGGCAGUAACGUGUUUGAUAUACUGAUCUGCCUGGGGCUGCCCUGGUUUAUACAGACAGCCAUGAUCAAACCUGGCAGUCAUGUCAACGUCUACAGCAAAGGUCUCACGUACUCCACGCUGUCACUGCUGUCGACCGUGGUGUUCCUCGUGUUCGCUACCCACGCUAACGGCUGGAAGCUGGACAAACGGUACGGGGUCAUCCUGAUGAUUUGGUACCUUCUGUUCAUCGGGUUCGCCUCCCUGUACGAGCUCAACGUGUUCGGGUUCAUGAACCCACCAGAGUGUCCCAGUGACUACUAGUCACCGACACGUCACCGUGUUGUUUUCUAUUGCAAUGUUAAGUUAUGUAGUGUUGACUAGUCGGGUAUGUGUCUGAGUGUGCUUGUAUCACUGUACGUGUGAAUGAGCGCUUCUAGUGAAGACAGGAGGAAAUGAAAUGACGCGAAUCUGAAGCAUAAAAUAUUUAUUGCGGAAAGGUUUAUGUACUUUUCUUCUUAGAAACUUGACAGUAUUUGUUACUUUGAAUCGUUACAAUAUUCUAACUUUCAUAUUUGUUCAAAUCAAUAUAGAAACACAAAUAAUAAUAAACACCAAAAUUAUAUAUUUGUAAUUUAAAUUAUUGAAAUUAUAAUAUUAUAUAUUUGCACAUACAUGUGAUAAUAAGUUUUAUAUUGCUAUUUCAAAUUAUUUAAUUUUUUCCAUUAAUAUAUUGUUAUGAUGUCCACUAUAUAAUGCAUUUGAAUUAUUCUUAUAUACUAGAGUUUAAAUAGCAAAGAAAAUAAAAAAAACAUACAUCAUUGUAGUAUUUUUUUAAAACGUUUUUGCACAAAUACAUAAAGAAUAUUUAUGUAAUCAUAUAAUAUUUAAGAACAAAAACUACUAAAGUAAUUUAAAAACGCUUAUUUAAGAUAGGCAUUAUGCAUCUUGUGAUUUAUUACGAUAUUUAAAAUUAUAAAUGUGAUGCAUCAAGAUAAGCCAAUAAUUACCAUUAUAUCUUCUGGGCUUACAGCCCCAUUUUAACAUGGAAUCUUUACACUCUCUCAACUAUUAAUAUUUCUUUUUGUAUUAUUAAUUUUAAUUACUGUUUUUAAUUACUUAUUAUAUUCUUAUUGGGUGGAAUACGAGGAAUUAAAAGUUCGUUUUAAAUUUAUACCUCAUUAAAAAUAUGUUUUAAUACCGAUUUCUUCUAUUAAAAAUUGGUACUUUAACUAUGCCAAUAUUAAAUUUAAAAAUAAUUAAAAAAACAGCGAUAGUGCUAUUUUGAAGAGUGUUUCGAAUAGUGCUAUUUCGAAUAUUAUCAUUUGAAAAACUAAAUAAACAAGAAACCUCUUUCACGAACGUGACUCAAUGUUGGAUGUCUAUGUAACCCAGUAUUACACGUAUUUAAUUUUGUCAAUUAUUGAAGGCAAUAGUACUCAUAUUUAAAGUAUUUCAAGUCUUAAUAUUACGGUAAAUAUGUAUUUAUUCAUAAUUUAAGCAAGGUAGAAGUAUGUUCCACCAAGUGUCAUAACAGGGUUUUUUUUGAGGUUGUAUGUAAAAUAACAAAUCUCAUUUCUUUCUCCAAACGUCCUGCGGACAGAUAGCCAGACGGAUAAUAAUAAAAAGUAGAAGUUGACUCGAAAAUGUUAAAUCAUAGAACUUAUUCUUGGAAAAUUAGGUUUCAUGCAAAAUUUAAAGUCUACAUGUGAAACCUUUCUCGUCACAAUGUGAUAAACGAUUCAUUCAGAUUUUCAUUCAUAAAAUGUCCCCCAAAGUGACGUUGCAUGUGUUAGAAUAGUUAGGCUACAUGUGGUAAUAUUUCAGAUGUUUUCCUCUCUUACGAAGCUAUUUAGUUUAACUUAAUUUAGUUUAAUAUUUAGUUACAUUUACUUAUUCUGCUUUUUUCAUCAAGGUUACGCAUAAGACAAAUGUAAAACUGUUCGCUAACACUCAGCCAAAUGGAGUGGGUACGAAAAUCCACUACUGCUGUAGUCUAUAUAAUGGACUGGCUAAAGUGACAUUUUGUACCGACUUGACGUUGAAUAUUACAUUUGUGGUCAAUAAAAGAAUUAAAGAAAUAAUGCUAUUAAUAAAAGAAUUAAUGCUUCAAGUCUCCAUUACAAUUAUGAAGUAAUAUCAUUUUGUGCUCUUUAGUAUAGAUUUAGGUACUUCGAACACGUACAGCGCAACGUGUGCUUGUUGAUAAAGCGAACAUAUUAUCACGAUACAAUUUGUAAUUAGAGCUUGUUAUAUUAUGACGUUUGAAUAUGUGAAAUCCAUGUAAACUAGAUGCAAAGUAUUAAUACAUUAAUAUUAAAGAUUUAUUUUUGUUAAUUAUUAAUAUUUUGAAUUGCUUUUUAUUUUUAUAGCAAUAAGUAAAAUAUUGUUUAAACGUUAUUUUACAUACCAAAAUAAUACAAUAGAAUUAAUCAUUUCAAGCGUUUACGCAUUAUAGUUUAAUAUAUCUAUGUGUUAACUUCAGAUAAUAUUUAUCGGUACAUUUACCUAUGAAAUAUUUAUUGUGAAGAAUUUCGCUAAAUAUACAUAAUGUACUUAUAAGUAUGUAGUAGUUAGAGGGCAGCUUAAUACGUUAUAUUGUUACGUUUGGUAUUAAGUUCUUGGAACAUAUUGUUACCUUUUGUAUUAGAGUUCGUGAAAUAUAAAUAUUUAUUAUGAGAAAUGUUAGAAAUAAAGCUGUCAUUGAUACAUUAAUGUAUGAUUUGCAAUACAAUACAAGAUUAAAUCAAUUAAAUGUUGCGUAUAACAUUUCAUUAAACUUAGAAUAGACAUGGACCAUGACACAAUACAAUAUUUAAACGCUGUACAGGAAUACUUAUAGAUUGACAAUAUGGGCUCUCAAGUAUUUUAUCAAUUAUUAGAAGUAAAAUUGCGUAUGCUGAAGGAUAUUGUUACAAUUUAUUACAUACUUAAAACACACACACGUUUUUGUAUGUAUGUAAUUUGUAUGAUUCAUUUAUAAAAUCCAUUUUAUGCGUGUUAAAGGUUUAUUACAUACAUUCAAUUGUAAAAUUAUAAUAAAAUUUAUUAAAUGUUUAUCGACGUUGUCACUGAAAUAUACUAUAUUUUGAAGUGUGAAAAUAACUAAUUUUGUAUCCGUGUAGUUAUCGUUUAAUGCAUGUUACGAUUAUAUGUAGUUGUAUAUCAGAAACAUUUUAUUUUUACGAGAAUUGAGUCAUUUUCGUAAACCGAUUGUUUGUUAAAAACGGUCUCAUUGUGUUAUAGAGAUUUCUUUGUUUAAAUUGAAAAUUUAGAACUAAAUACAAAUGUGUUAUUUAACGGAUAAGCAAUAACAGGUACUACACGUUUCUACCAAUGUAGAUGAAUUAUACAAUAUUGUUAUAAUAAGAGUUUAACAAUAGUUCCACGCCGAGUAUCAAUUAAGUUAUCAUUCUUGCUAACUAGCGAAGUUUAAAAUAUUGUUUGCAGAUUAUUAUUAUCCCUAAAGAAUUGAAAAUAUUGUACUGAUUACAGAGUAAUGUUACGCCAAGAUUGUGUUUAGUGUAGUCGAACUUUAAAUGUGUUCUAUUGUAUGUUAUUACUACUUGGUGAAUUUUACAUAAAUUAUAACAAUGGUAUUUCCUACUUUUUAGGGAACUUAAUUCUCUCCAUGAGCAAUCAUUGCUAAUUUGUAAAUACUGUUUUUACAUGUUAAUUAGUUCCAGCUGCAAAUCAUUUCUAAACAUUAAUUUUAUUUUCAUAUUAUAUUACAAGGCAAUAAAAAAAAUUAUUGAGCUUUUUUUUGUACACGUUGUAACAAUGAAGCUGUUCUUUGUUGUACCUCGUUUACAGUUUUAUGAUUUUUCAAAAUGAUUUUUACAACUUCUUCAACCAUUUGGAUUUAUUUGGAUUAAAUUUUCGAAUAUUGAACUUGAAUUCCAAAUAUUUUCAACGUACAAUUUAACGAAAAACAGGGCGUUAUAGGAUGAACUAAAGUUAACUACACAGGUAUAUUUAGUAAUUAUAAAUCCUAUUUAUAUUUAAAUAUUAAUUUAAUCAUUUUAUUGUUAUUAAAUAAUAUUAUAACAAUAUUUUCAGUACUCAAGAGAAAUUACAGCUGAGCUUACUAAGUUAUUUUAUCUUUUUAUAAAAAAGGUUUUUACUUUAAGAAAUGUUAUUCUUCUUUAGUAUUCGAUUCAAGAAGGUUCCUAGAAUUUACUAACAUGUAAAAAUUUUAUAUUUAAUACUUAACAGUGGUUGUUUCUGAAUACGAAUUGAAUUUCCACAAAUUGACAAAAAAAUUAAGGUUGAUAAAUAAAAUUCACCCUGUAGACUUGUACAUUUAUCUAGGCAUACUGUAAAUAUACACUUGAUGUUUUGUAAUUAGCUUCAUUAUGUUGCAAUUACGUUUAAAAUGUGCUUUUAAACUGAUUUAUUUAUUGAUAGUACAAAAUAAAAUUAUUUAGUGAUUCUCGGUGCUUCUCCCCUCUUUAGUGUUAAGUGAUAUAUGUGAUAAGUCCCCGAGACGUUCCGUAGUUUUAGUUGUAGUGUUGGGGCAAUGUACCCGUAACUAACGACAAUAAUGAGAGCCUUACAACCCUUCUACUCCUCGUCUAUCAAGUCCUAAGCCGUGUACAAAGCAUGCUUUAAUGUACGUUCAUCAUAUUAUAUAUGUAUUCCACAUAUACAGUUUCGACGUUUAAAACAAAACAUAUUCAGUAUUUAGAUAUGUGUUUAUUGUUAUUUGAUAAUGGAAGAACAGGACGUGAAUGGUUGACAAAGAAUACAAUGACUCGUCUAUGUGGCAUCUAUAAUUUUGCACAAAAUUGUAAAAGAGCUUUUAUAUUUUUGUAUGUUUUACAUAAAAACAUUUUUAUUGCCGUUAGGUACCCUAAAGUAUAUGUUUAAACAUCCUUGAAAACUAUCGAACCUGCAAAAAUUAAAAUAAGUCAGAAUCUGAAGAAAUAAAACCGUAGUACAAGUGGAAAAUAGUUAUAAUUAAAUUUUUAUAUUAAUGACAAAGUAUGGCGUUGAUAAUGAUAUAUACAGCUGUUUAACUACACAAGUUCAGAAUCAUAAAACUAUAAAAUCCAGUGAAAAUAUCUAGGACCUGCUAUUGAGCAACAAAAACAGAAGUAGCAACUCUCUGACCAAAUAAUUAUUUCUAAUGGGUUAAAAUACAAACGAAUUGCGUAAAAAUGACGAUUUCUAACCAGUAAACAAGUCCUGGAAAUCUAAUUUAAAUAUACAAACAAAUAUAUUUUAAUCUACUAUUAAAAAAUAAAAUUGUUUAAUUAAUUACAACAGAUUCUAUUGCAUGGCAUCAAGAGUCGGAAGAAACAGAAGAUUUCGCCAAGAACUCCUGUUUAAAAACUUUUGAAGACUAGUAUGUAUUUAUCCCUCUUAAAGUUCGCUAGUCUGUGCUACCAUUUCAUCAGUUCAGGCCCAGAUUCUCCUGUAAAGAUCGAAAUGUUGCCUGUGCUGUUAUUGCUAUGCUAUGUUAGAUCUGUAUUAUAUAAAUGUCGUGGCCGCUUGUUAUUGUUAUGUUCUUGUUCUGUGGCUGUCGAUGUUGUUGGUAUCCCGUCUUGCUGUGCGUUGUUGUUUGUAGAUGUCAUUUACUGCAUUGUUGAUUAGACAGAGGAGCCAAUAAACAAUAAGCUGUCUGUU
Homalodisca vitripennis (glassy-winged sharpshooter) is the source of this 7159-nucleotide messenger RNA. RefSeq names its product probable sodium/potassium/calcium exchanger CG1090. Gene Ontology annotation, cellular component: membrane. The transcript is spliced from 9 exons. The record is from RefSeq and is a predicted model, not a curated record. Gene Ontology annotation, biological process: calcium ion transmembrane transport; intracellular calcium ion homeostasis. Lineage: Eukaryota; Metazoa; Arthropoda; Insecta; Hemiptera; Cicadellidae. Gene Ontology annotation, molecular function: calcium channel activity; calcium, potassium:sodium antiporter activity. The coding region runs from base 143 to 1855 and encodes 570 amino acids.